GAGAGGGAGAGAGAGAGAGAGAGAGAGGGAGCAUGUUUAUGGAGGAAUGUGACAAUGCUCAGUUUGUGAGCGAUGGGACGAACUGAUUGCGUCAUGCCAGGUGUUGACGAGGGGAGAGUCAAGAACCCUGUCGAGAACCCUGAGAGGAGAGCAGGAACCGCAAGACACGACUCUUCCUCCGUCCGGCAGCAGCGCCAGCAAGUGUCUGUGGGAGUCAGAGCAGCGGCCGCGAGCGUGACCGUGGGGGCAAGUCGGCCGUAACAGAGAUGAAGCCUCACCGUGAGCGGCGUCCCGCCGCCGCCGCGUGACUCCGUCGCCCCACGACCCCGGCCCCGUCCCGCGCUCACCCGCGCCCGAGGGACCAUGGGCAGCGUCAGCAGCCUCAUCAACGGGACCAGCGUCGCCAACAAGCACUGCCGGGCGUCCGAGCACCGCGUCGGCAGAGCAGCGGGUCACCGGCGCCGGAGCGGCGGCUGCAGCCUGGACGGCCUGCUGAGGUGCGGCUUCGCCCAGGCCUCCUCGGCCGCCGCCCGCCCCUCCGGGCGCCUCGCCCACUCGGGGCGGAGCGAGGAUUUCUUUUACAUCAAGGUGAGCCAUAGAGCGAGGUCGGCGUGCCGCCGCGGCGGAUCGAUGGAGGAGCAGGGGAGCAAAGAUGGGGAAGCAGAGAGACGCACGGAGCCCAAACUACUGGUCAUGUCAGGGAACAUAAUAGAGAAGACCUCUGCUGAGAAGUCACUGGUCCGUUCCACUGCCUUCAAGCCUGUGAUUCCCAGGAGGAUGUCGUCCACGGAGACAGGCCACAAUAGCCUGGAGCACAUCCUUUGUCCUCGGGAGAAAGCCAAAACCCCAGACAUUAAAUACAAGCACGACACCUUCUCAGGGACUCUGUCUGAUUCCGGGCGUAACUCUAUGUCUAGCCUGCCGACCCACAGCACCAGCGGUAGUCUGAGCACUUCCACGGGCCCUGUCAGUCACGGCGAUGGCAGCUCAGCUCCUGCAAACGGCCUCAGCAAGGGAGCGCUACCCAAUUUGCCUCCAUGGGUCAGUGGGAACAGCUCUAACCUCGACUGCAGCUCCAGGCCGGCUUUAGCCGCUGGCGCCGUGGCGGCUAACGCUAACGGGGACGCCGGGUCCCCACGCGCCGCAGACGGGCCAAGCCCCCUGUCCGAGACCGCGGGGGGGGUCCGGUCGCCCAUUACCACGGAUGAGUCGCUGAUCGAGCGUUUGGAACAAAGGCUGCUGGAGAGGGAGACGGAGCUCCAGGAGCUGCAGGUGAGCUUCGAGGAGAAGGAAGCGGACACCUGCCAGCUGUUUGAGACCCGGCAGCGCUACUGUGCCGAGGAAAUGGAGGGCCUGAAGCAGCGGUGCUCCACGAAGCUGCGGCAGGUGUCCCAAAUGGCUGCGAAGACCCAGCAGGCGCUCCAGCUCCAGGUCGGCCAGCUCCAGGCGGAGAGGGAGAGGCUUCAAGCAGAUGUCCUCAAGCUGACGCGAGAGAAAGACGUCGUCGAGCUCAGACUGAGGUCUUACGAAACGAACUGCACACAGUUGGCUCCGACGCUGGAGGAAACUCAGUGGGAGGUGUGCCAGAAGACGGGGGAGAUCUCGCUGCUGAAGCAGCAACUGAGAGACUGCCAGGCAGACGUCAGCCACAAGCUCAGCGAGAUAGUCGCCCUCAGGACGUCGCUGAAGGAAAACGCGGCCAAGGUGGAGACGCUCGAGAAGCGGCACAAAGAGCACGAGGACGAGCUGCGCUCCCGCACCAUCGAGGCUGAGGUGUGCCAAAAUGAGCUCCAGCGCAAGAAGAAUGAGGCUGAUUUGCUGAGGGAGAAAGUGGGCAAACUGGAGAAAGACGUUGAGGCAAUGAAACAGGAUCUGGCCGCGGCUAAAGAGCACCGGCCGCAGCGCUCGGGGCAUCCCGAGGCCCACGCCCACGUGGGCCGCGAGGGGGAGGGGGAGGGCGAGGGGGAGGGCGAGGAGCGCGCCCCCACGGCGUCUCUGCAGAGGGAGGUGGAGAGACUGCAGCAGCAGCUGAGGGAGGAGAAGGAGGCGGGGGCGCGGCUGGCCCACAGCUUCCAGCAGGAGAGGACCACGUGGAACAGGGAGAAGGACAGGGUCAUCAAGUACCAGAAGCAGCUGCAGGUCAGCUACCUGCACAUGCACAAGAAGAACCAGGACCUGGAGAGGAUCCUGAAGGAGCUGACGGCCGAGCUGGAGAACCGGACGGAGCUGGGCCUGGACGCCCCCUUCAGCGCGGGGCUGCAGACGUACGACGAUGUUAUCGCCACGGAGAUUUAGUACCAGCACUCGUUUGCAUGCUUAGGGUCAGUUUCAGCUGUUUGGGGUUUUUUACCCGCCAGGUAUUUGUGCAUCGAUGUCACGCCCAGCAUCCGGACCACAGGAGCUCAGUCACUAUCGGCAGCAUGAGUUAUAUGAUAGAUCGUGCUCCAUCUCGUGUUCUCCACGUCACAAGAAACUGAAUAGUAUUUUGUUACGACACAUUUACUACUUGUUCAUAAGUAAAUAGUAAGUUAUUUAAGCUUCAAAAUGAGAAUAGGUUGUAUUUUUUUAACAUGACUUCUAACAGGAUCACUUUGUAGUUUAACUACCACUUGUUAAUUAAUACAGGCUAGGCAAUAAGGGACACUUGUUUCUAAUGGCAGCACGUGAUCCGAGACCCACGAUCACCAGUCUAAUUGACCUGCCCUCGUGCAUAGUUCUGAGGUUGUGCAUGGAAAAUGUUUUUCAAACAACGCGCAGAGCUCGACUGAAUGUUGGUUGUUCCCACAUCCUGUAACGUUUUCCACCUUUAAAUCCAUCUAACAGCACAUGGUUUUGUUUGACAGUGAAAGCAUCAUUUGAGUCAAUAAGCACAGAAUAUGAUGCAGAUAAGACCUUAUUUUGCGUCCCUAAUGUAAGUUUUGUUGUUCUCCACUUCUGAUAAACCUUUAUCUUUCAGUCCAGUCAUGUAAAAUCCUAAUACCACUUACGCAAUGACUGUAAUGAAGUUCAGGCAGAACAAUUGCAUUUUGGUUCAGGCAGACUGUGGUCGUAGCCGUCUCAGUAAUCUAAUUGGCCGGAUUAGUUUACUACAGGUCCUUCUACAAACAUGAGGAGGGCAUUAAAGCUCUGGAUCAGUGGACAGUGCGAUUCCUGAGCUUGAGCCGUGCAGGGAAUGGACAGAUGCAGGUGCUCGGACAGAUCUCAAGGACAAAUGUCAAUUUUAGAAUAGACUGUGGCGUUUGCGUUUAAGGGAGUGAGAUUAAACAGGAAUAGAUAAUAGAACUAAAGGAAGGAGUGCAACAUUCUGCUCUGUUUUAUCUCUCCACCGGCCUUGUGACAAACCGCUGGCACUGCUCCACUGUGAGACAAGCAGCCAGUCUUUCAGCCCCGCCGUUUUGGAGGCUCUCCGCUCCCCACAAGGGCGAGAUCAUUUGUGAAACACAACUUUCAGCGCCUCCACUCGUUCGGUAGUCGGGGGCUCAAAUACAGCGUGAGCACACGCCGCUCUGGUCAGAGAUGCAGCGGUGUGCGUAAUGAGGCGGCCGGAGAUCGCUCAGCCGGCCGCGCUGAUCACUGCAGCAGGCCAGAGCCGUAACCAGUGGGCACUCAAAUAACCAGUAAGCGCCCAAAUUGUGCUCGAGUCGGGACGUCGCGAAAUUUGUUGGAUGUGAAAAUACGGCUUCUAAUGUAGAGUAACUUGCACAGCCAGUUCGUGUGUGUAGAUGGAAAUAGAGUAAAAUGCAGCAGGCGUUUGAAUUUUACAGCAAACUCAUUGAUUAAUCAUUUCUGCCCACCGUUUGGGCAGAAACCACCACGGUUUUAAUAUGCAUUGUGCUGUUAAUGAAACUCCUCAUAUUGAGCACUGAAUCAACAAAUCACACCACAUUAAAAUGAAACUCAUUGUGACUAACUGUUGUCCGUUACAGGUUUUUAUUUAUUUAUUGCUCACCUUUGGAAGCCAAUGCUGAAUUUGGGCUCAAAAAUAAACAUGAAUGCUGUUAAUAUUCAAAGCUGUGUUGAACUGCUCUCUUUGUCAAUCACUCUUUAUCAUCCUCUACCUCUGUUGGACUUAGACAAUGGGAAGAUUGUUUUUCUCUCCACCUAAUUAUCUAAUUUUGUCCCUUUGAUGGCGUUUCCUUCCUCUGUAGCUCUUUCCAGUUCAGCCUCUGUCAUAACUCAGCUGAUUGGACCAGAUCAAAACUGAAAUCAAAUUAAGGUCCAUUGUCGGUGCAUGUGGCUCCGUCACUGAUAUGAAAGGAACGACCACGCAGAUGAGAUAACGAGAAAUUCAAACUCGCUGUGACUGGAGACUGAGGUGGAGUGGGGGCUCUUUGUCCAUGCUAUCACAUAAGAGACAUCACGUACAAUAAACAUGCUGUAGUGAAACAUC
Molecule: messenger RNA, 4390 nt
Organism: Betta splendens (Siamese fighting fish)
Lineage: Eukaryota; Metazoa; Chordata; Actinopteri; Anabantiformes; Osphronemidae
Gene: lzts1
Product: leucine zipper, putative tumor suppressor 1
Exons: 9
Coding region: 364-2295 (643 amino acids)
Biological process (GO): regulation of synaptic plasticity; regulation of dendrite morphogenesis
Cellular component (GO): dendritic spine
Source: RefSeq, a predicted model, not a curated record